Osmia bicornis bicornis is the source of this 6181-nucleotide messenger RNA. RefSeq names its product nuclear pore complex protein DDB_G0274915-like. Lineage: Eukaryota; Metazoa; Arthropoda; Insecta; Hymenoptera; Megachilidae. The record is from RefSeq and is a predicted model, not a curated record. The transcript is spliced from 5 exons. The coding region runs from base 244 to 4929 and encodes 1561 amino acids.
UUUAAUGGUGAUAAAUGCUUUCGCGAGAAUUUAUUUGUGUUCAUUUAAUUACUACCAAAUUGCGAAAUUUCUGUGAAAAUGUUUUAAAAUAAGUUUAUAGGAAAUAGUCGUGAAAAAAGACAGUACAUUGAAUUACGUAGUAACUGCUACGUCGAUAAUGUCGUUGACUUAGUACAGUAAGGUUCCGGUGAUUCGGUGAGUGUGCUCUUUUCAAACAUGGAGAGGUUACUUGUUUAAAGUAAUAUGUGGGAUUUAGGAAGUCGGAGUGUUAUUACAUUAGUAAGCGUGUUGAGUGGGUGCGUGUUUCUUUACAACGUUUGGGGUCCGAUUCUUAUUCUUACGAUUUCAUUAUUCCUUACUAUCUAUGCGUGCUACUCUUUGAUCGUCAACGACAGCUUAUUGUCGCCGCACGCGUUCCUUCUAUUCGAUUACUGCAAACACAUUUCUCUUGAAGUUUGUGCGAGCGUUCAGCGUAUCGUUAAAUACAUAUAUGAAUACAUUCGUCAGUUUCGGAGGAUCGUGAGUCGCCGUUUUCGGGAACGAAACUUAACCAAAUUUAGGAUGGAAAGACGUCGUGGAACACGUUACCAGCUAAGCGACGAUACUUAUCCCACUAGAAGUAAUUCCUCGAGCUUUGGUUCGAUUGCACAGCUUAGCCCGAUUUCAAAAGAUGUACAGAAAACUGAUAUUUCGAACAAUAUCAGCCCCAAGAACAAAUAUUAUCACAAUUCUGGUCAUUCAUCUUACGAGCAUAGCCCUCUUGGCAAUCAUACCGUAAUGCCAAUGUUUCCAAGGAACAAGGAGGAAUUGGAAAAUCAGACAUUUGGGUUAUUAUCCCCGAAUCAAAGUUUGUCAAAGAAAUUAUCCCCUGCGUACAGGCAGAAUCAUGCCUUGGCACGGGAAGAUUCUACGUAUUACAAUUCAGAAGGCUCGAUGUGGGAUACCGGCUUAAGUCCUAAAAUGGAUGCAAGCAUAAACGAGCUAAGAGGUGCUCAAGCAAUUGGAGGACCUUUAUUAUCGUCAACCAGAUACAAUAUAGAUCAAAGAAUAUACAGCGACGUAAAUUCUCCAGGACUUACAACUAGGUUAACGAAAUACGCGGCAGAAGCAAACAACAAGUUGAUGCACCAGUCGCAAUAUCGAGUAGGACAAUUUCCGAAAGUUAAUCUUCACGCUAGUCCAGUGCCGUUGAUAAACGCCAAGUCUGUGAGACCGAAAACUCCGGUAACAGUUAGAGUAGCUCCACCUCAUACCAUUCGAUAUUCUCCACCAUCGAAGCAGAAAAUUUUCUCGAACUCGCAUCACCCGGAUAAUAGCUAUUCUUCUCCUAGCGUCACUCAAUCUUUAAGAGCGAUACCGCUAAAGAGACGCGCGACGAAAGAAGAUGUUGCUUCCGAUCUAGCGAAAAAGCAGCGAACAGAGAGUUUAAUUAACAAAGAAUUUGAGCAAGCAAAAGAGGAGUAUGAAACGAAGCAGAAGAGGAGUAGAGAAGAAGAAUCAUUGAAAUCAGAAGAGGAUGCGUCGCCACAAAGUAAAGCCGAAUCCGCAAAUAGACCUACAAAACGAACGAAAACUCCAUCCUGUUACGACAUCAUAAAUUCGCUUAGUUCUAGUAAGCACGUUGUUUCCGGUGUCAAAAGGAAAGCUAUUGAUUUUUCACGAAGCGGAACACCAGAUUUUGAAAAGCAUUUCAAAUCUUUGGAGAGUAUACAAAACAAUAGCUCUCCUUCGUUACCACAAGUUGAAAAUGUGAGCCCAAAAUGUCCCAAUCAGGAGGUAGUACCAGAGAAGAGAAAUUCGAAUGUAUUUACUCCUCCCGAUAAGAUGCAAGAACAGUUUCCAUUAAGGGGGAUUUUGAAGUCGGCUAACAAAAGUGUCGAGACUGACCCGGACAAUAAAGAAAUUUACUCAAAGCGUUUGAAUGCGUUCGAUAAAAAUGACCGACUUAAGGAGCCUGUCGUGUCCACCGACACGGGAAAACUAACUCACAAGUUAUUUAUGAGAGCGGAGCCGGAAAGGAACGAAAAAUUGAGAAUGUUGGUCGAAGAGCAAGGUAAUAUAAGAGCGAAAUUCACAACAGACGACGUAGAAGAGAUAAAGAAAGAAGACAUAGCGGAUAUGAGGCAGACUAGUAUGAAGGCAAGGCUUCAAAGCAUGUUCGAUGCUAUAUCCGGGAAAGCGGCCAGCCAGAUUAAUCCGGACGUUGUGAUCCAAGCGGAAGAGGUGAACCCGGUUAAACCAGUCGAAUGUCCUGUGACUUGCGCGACUCUCAACUCAUCGACUACCACGACAAACGUUAAUACCACGCCUAUCUCAACGUCAGCCGUGGCACCCAGUUUCGGCGUAAACGAAACGAGUACAAAAAAUACAAAACACGUAGCCUUUAAUUUACCGAACAAGGAAGUUUCGUCGAAUAUACAGUCUAGCAACACUUUCGAGGCACAGACGAAGAGCGUUCCACCUUCUACGGCAAAUCAGACGAGCAAUGCUCCUGGAAAUAUGUUUACAACUACAUCCGCGAUCGUAUCUCAUUCUCCUGCUACGAAUGUAAAUGUAGUCAGUUCGAGUUCGACCACGCCAAAUUUCAAUUUUGGCACAUCAACACCGAGCAUGGCGACCAGCACUUCGUCCAGCACUUUGUUCACACCGAACGCUGUUUCUUCGAGUAACAAUCUACCUUCGCUCGCCACUUCCACAACGACCAGCCUAUUUGGAAACGUCACUAGCAACGUAUCAAUGUCUUCACCCGUUCCCGUAAUUUCGAGUACGACUAACGCAAAAACCGAAGCAAGCCUGAGCUUCCCGACAAACGUACCGCAAACAGUUCAGAACGUUUCAACCAGUUCAAAUCUAUCUGUGGGAAGCGGUAAUGUGGCUGCUCCAUCGACAAGCGCGAACAUCGCACCGUCAUUGACAACGUUUGUUGCGCAGAGUACAGUACCGAGUACAGGAUCAACGUCGAUUACCUCUAACAUGAACGCGAUACCGUUAAGAAUGUCUUCUUCGAUGAACGUUUCUAGUAGCGCGCCUGCACCAGUGAUACCGAGUCUUGCCACGAUUCGUGCCAAUAUGGAAAUGAUCAGUAAACAAUCUGUACCUUUGCUGAGCUUUGGAAACAAAAGUGGUAGCCUGCCAGCACCCAAGCCAAAAGGAUUCUUCUUCGGUUCAGUAGGAAACGUGUCGCAAAGUGGUAACACCUUUGGAUCUCCGGCGAACUCUCAGCAGGUUCAGAGUACAAACACGAAUACAGGGACGAGUACAACCACGAGUACAAGUAUGAACGGCCCUGCUUUGCAAAGCAGCUCCGCUUCGAACGUUGUAAUCAGCAGUACUGCGCCUAAUUUGGCUAAAACUAUGGCAGCUACGUUUACCACACCCGCGAUCUCGACGUUCAGUUUCCGUGCACCCAACCCGUGGGAAUCCAACAAAACAGGGUUCUCUUUUAAUAAUGCACCGAGCGCGACAAAGGCACCGACGGAAACCUCGAGCACACCUGCAUUCUCUACUGGUAACAAUGCUUUGCCUAGCUUCGGGAGCUUGCCGGCUAGUAAUCCAGCUAGUACCGCGGCUAGUAACCCGCCUCAGUUCACCAUGAACGCCAACCCUAUAUUUGGUAACGCGUCCACUUCGUCGAUCUUUGGGACUACAACCCCUAGUCAGUCAAUUUUCGGUACACCUUCAACGACGAACGUUACCAGCACCACUUUUGCUGCACCCAAGAGUUCCGCCACGCCGAUGUUUGGCUCCAACGUCAACACAACUUCCUCUGCAUUUGCAAACAUGAAUACGGCACCAGUCUUCUCGAACACCGCCGCUGCAUCUUCUUCAGGAGGCACGACCUGCACUUUGGCCGUGCCAGUGUUUGGCUCUUCUGCUAAUACAUCCGCUCCGAGCGCACCCGCAACAACCGGCAGUUUAUUCUCCGGCGCUAACUCGACCAGCUCGGCACCGGCGUUUGGCACGACGAGUAACAUCUUCGGCCAAGUAACCUCCUCGAGUGCAACUUUCAAAAACACCACCGGUGUGUUUGGAAGCAACAGUAGUACACCGAAUCUCUUCAGAUCUCCAACGACCACGACUUCCACGUUUGGCACCACGAACGUUGCUUCCAGUAGCAACAACAGCGUACCCGUGUUCGGUUCGGCGAACACUUCUAGCAACGUGCCUGCGCCAGCGUUUGGCACCACCAGCACCGUGACUCCUGUCUUCGGUUCGCAAAACACUGCCAAUUCAGCGACACCGGGUACCACCGCACCGACCUUUGGUACCAGCACCAACAUAUUCGGAAGCAGCAGUUCUACCGGCCUUCCUGCUUACGGCAGUAACACCGGUAGUCCUUUCGGUUCUUCCGCCUCGAGUACUUUUGGCGGGCAAAACCCCUCCACCUCUAACGCGUUUGGUGCUACCUCUAAUGUCAACGCAAACGCCAAUGUCAACGCUACCUCUAACGUGAACGUUACCAACGCCAAUACCAAUGCCAGCUCUGUUCCUGCCUUCGGCGACAACAAAGCUUUACCAUUUGGAGCUCAGUCUUCGACCUUUGGAUCGUCCAGCGCUCCCAAUACUGCUUUCGGAGCUGCCACCAACGCGAACAACGAAAACAACAAUGCCGGCAGUAUAUUCAGCUUCGGAGCGAAUCAGAAGCAACCGCAGCAGAACACUGCGUUCUCCUUCGGCAGCGGAAAUAACAACGCGAACAACAACGCUACGACAUCGUCGUCCGCGCCUUUCCAGUUCAGUGGAGCGCCAUCGAAUCUAGCAGCAUCAACAGGGGGAUUUAAUUUCUCCGCUGCAACGACCACCCCAUCCAUCAACUUUGGAACGACGAGUGCACCGACCUUCAACGCAACUGCACCUGGCAUGUUCAGCAUCGGAAGUGGCUUCACGGCGCCGAGAUCCAGGACUGCUCGCAGCAGAAAACCGAGAUGAUGGAGAAUGUAAAGCACCUCGGCCCAGCUUCUCGCAGAGCAUUCGUCGUCGUAACUCUAUCAUCGAACGUCGUCGUAAUCGAUUGAUUAACGUUUGGAUCUAUUCCGCGUAAUUUUAUAUACAUACGUUAAACGUUGUACGAUGCGUCGAGUGUCGUGUUCAAAUCGGUACAUCUACUCAAACGGACUCGUUUUAAACUGUAUUUUACGCCGUUGUUAAAUGUACCCACCUUGUAUAUACAUGAGAAAACAUUAGUGACAGACUUUUAUGUAUCACUGUUUUAAAGUCUGUUCAAGUUACGUUAUACGCGUAUAUAUACAUAUAUGCAGAGUGUCUGAAAAGGAACGUACAAGGCGAAAAGUGGAGAUUUUUCAUUUUUAAACGAGUGGAAAAGAAAGUCGAAUAGCCAAUUUUUAAUUGCUUAAGUAUAUCUCAGAAAAAGAAACUGGAAAUUGUAAAAUGGUGUAAUGUUUUGAGACACUCUGUACAUAGUUGUAUCAUACAUAGAAGCAGAAAAGAUGAAAGACGCGUGGUUGGCUAUUUUACUAACGAAAAAUUAAGUUUAAGGGUCCCGUACAUUUAACUUUUGACGUUUCGUCGAUCGAAGUGCUGAGAGUCGAAAAGAAAAAAUUAUUAUUUGUAAAGAGGACAACGUGUUCUGUAUCCGAUGCAGGUGGUCGGAGCGUACACGUGUACGGUAAAUUUGUUUUUAUAAACUUUUCAAUGGAAAAAUAAACCGUGUGAAAGGUUUUUAUAAAUGCUCAGCAUUUCGACAAAACGCAUUAACAUCUGAUCAACUGGAUAAGUCCGAAUAUCGUGUUUCGUUUUUAAUUUGUAAGUAUCGUCGAUGAAAGAAACAAAUUUCUUGCUUUUAUUUUCUCGUCUCAUAGCUGUUUCAGAUACGAAUGAAAUAAAAUGGUUCAUCCUAUAAAUGUGCUGAGAUAUAUGCAAACGAUGAUUUGUAUCGCCCUUUUAACAGAUGCAAACGAUACAGAAAAGUGGUGUAAAGCAGAGUAAUAGUAAGUUGUACCGAAUGGAAAAAAGUAAAUCUCAAGAUUAAGUUUGAAAUUAAAAAAAUGUGAUAGAUGGAAAACGACGAAUAGACGCGGUUUACCGUAACAAUGUUGUAAGAGAUACAAAAUUAUUUUUUCAGUGCUUCGAGCAAAAUGUAUCUCAUUAAAAAAAAAAGUAUUGUAAAGUUUAACAAAUGGUAGAAACACGAAUGUCGAUACUGUUCGAGUUCAGUUUCAUA